Syzygium oleosum is the source of this 1213-nucleotide messenger RNA. Its product is annotated as alpha/beta hydrolase domain-containing protein VTE7. The record is from RefSeq and is a predicted model, not a curated record. The transcript has 10 exons. The coding region runs from base 89 to 1099 and encodes 336 amino acids. Gene Ontology annotation, molecular function: catalytic activity. Lineage: Eukaryota; Viridiplantae; Streptophyta; Magnoliopsida; Myrtales; Myrtaceae.
CGCCCCGAUUGACUCCUAACCGAAUCGAAGCACGCGGAACGCCCAGCUUCCGCAACGCGAAUGCUCUGACGAGAGCAUCCGCCACUGGAUGACGGCGGCGGCGGCGACGACGACGGCGAUGCUGACAUCCUCCGCCGUUCCUCCGCCCAUCGCCGCCAGUGCCGGGGCCGGCGCGUUCCCUCCUUUCCUUCCCAAACAGGUGGAGAGUAUCAAGGACCCUUACGCGCGCAAGCUCGCCUCUCGCAUCGAGAGGCUUCCCGUAAGCUUCUCGGAAAAUUGCAUCAUGAGCAGCUGUGUGAAGCCGCUAGUAAAAGGAGAGCCUAAUCCGGUGGUCCUGCUACAUGGUUUUGACAGCUCUUGUUUAGAAUGGAGAUACACAUAUCCGUUGCUUGAGGACGCUGGUCUAGAGACUUGGGCUAUCGACAUUCUUGGUUGGGGUUUCUCUGAUCUAGAACAACUUCCAGCAUGCAAUGUGGCAAAUAAGCGCAACCAUUUAUAUCAGCUCUGGAAAUCCUACAUCAAGAAGCCAAUGAUAUUGGUUGGACCAAGCCUUGGUGCGGCUAUUGCAAUUGAUUUUGCAGUCAUCCAUCCAGAGGCAGUUGAAAAGCUAGUUUUGAUUGAUGCCAGUGUAUAUGCUGAAGGCACAGGGGAUAUGGCGAACUUACCUAGAGCUAUUGCCUAUGCUGGUGUAUCUAUAUUGAAGAGCUUUCCUCUCCGCUUCUAUGUAAAUGUUUUUGCAUUCAGUGGUCUUCCACUCAGCACUAACUUGGAUUGGACUAAUGUGGGGAGACUGCAUUGUCAAUAUCCAUGGUGGGAGGAUGCUUCAGUUGAUUUCAUGCUUAGUGGUGGAUACAAUGUGACUGACAAGAUUAAUCAGGUGGAGCAGAGAGCACUCAUCAUAUGGGGAGAGGAUGACGAAAUUAUCAGUAAUAAAUUGGCCGUGAGACUGCAUGCUGAGCUGCCAAACUCAAUUCUUCACCAGAUACCAGACUGCGGCCAUCUUCCUCAUGUGGAGAAGCCAAACACCGUCGCCAAUUUGAUAACCGACUUUGUGCUGGAAGAUAGCACUAAAGAAGCUGAAUUUGUCUCUCUAAACUGAAAUUUAUUCGCCGACAUUAGCUCUUAGAGAAUUGGUUGUCUUCGUCACAAGGAUCAUCGGCAACAAGCGGUAUCCCACUGCCUCUAAAUCUAUCAUUUCUGCGACUUUACUUAA